AUGAAGAGGGAGAAUCAGAGCAGCAUGUCUGAGUUCCUCCUCCUGGGGCUCCCUAUCUGGCCAGAGCAGCAGGGUGUGUUCUUUGCCCUGUUCCUGGACAUGCACCUGACCACAGUGCUGGGCAAUCUGCUCAUUGUCCUGCUCAUCAGGCUGGACGCUCGCCUCCACACCUCGAUGUACUUCUUUCUCAGCCACUUGGCCCUCACUGACAUCUCCUUUUCAUCUGUCACUGUCCCGAAAAUGCUGAUAAACAUGCAGACUCAGGAUCAAUCCAUCCCCUAUGCAGGAUGCGUAACACAGAUGUAUUUUUUCCUAUUUUUUACUGGUCUGGAUGACUUUCUGCUCACCUCGAUGGCCUAUGAUCAGUACAUGGCCAUCUGUCACCCUCUCCACUACAGCACCAUCAUGGGACAGGGGCUGUGCACCUUACUAGUAACUGUGUCCUGGAUUCUCUCCUGUGCCAAUGCCCUGUGUCACACCCUCCUCCUGACCCGGCUGAUGGGAAAACCAAGCAGAGUGAACCAAACCACCCUUUCAGACUUCCUCCUUCUAGGGAUCUCUGAGCAGCCAGAGGAGCAAACUCUCCUGUUUGUCAUCUUCCUGGGCAUGUACCUGGUCACUGUGAUGGGAAACCUACUCAUCAUCCUGGCCAUCACCUCUGACCCUCACCUCCAUACUCCCAUGUACUUCUUUCUGGCCAACCUAUCAAUAACAGAUGCCUGCUUCACUUCUGCCUCCAUCCCCAAAUUGCUGAUCAACAUGCAUACUCAGAGUCAGACCAUCUCCUAUUCUGGGUGCUUUGCACAGCUGUAUUUUCUCCUUGUGUUUGGUGGCCUUGACAACUUACUUCUGGCAGUGAUGGCAUAUGACCGCUAUGUGGCCAUCUGUCAGCCACUUCAUUACAGCACAGCUAUGAGUCCCCAACUCUGUGCAUUAAUGUUGAGCAUUUGCUGGGUGCUAACCAACUGUCCUGCCCUGACACACACACUAUUGCUGACCCGUGUGGCCUUCUGUGCCCACAAGGUCAUUCCCCACUUCUACUGCGAUCCCAGUGCUCUCCUGAAGCUUGCCUGCUCAGAUACCCGAAUUAAUGAGCUGAUGAUCAUCAUCAUGGGCCUGAUGUUCCUCACUGCUCCCCUGCUGCUGAUUGUCCUCUCCUAUGUCCGCAUUUCCUGGGCUGUGUUUGGCAUCUCAUCUCCUGGAGGGCGGUGGAAGGCCUUCUCGACAUGUGGUUCUCACCUCACAGUGGUCCUGCUCUUCUAUGGGUCUCUUAUGGGUGUGUAUUUACUUCCUCCAUCAACUCACUCUGCGGAGAGGGAGAGCAGGGCUGCCAUUCUCUACAUGGUGAUUAUUCCCAUGCUGAACCCUUUCAUAUACAGCUUGAGGAAUAAAGAUAUGAAUGAGGCUUUGAGUAAACUCUUCGGCAGUGGGAAAACCAUCUCUUUACCAUGA
Cervus elaphus (red deer) is the source of this 1452-nucleotide messenger RNA. Its product is annotated as olfactory receptor 1N2-like. Gene Ontology annotation, cellular component: membrane. Gene Ontology annotation, molecular function: G protein-coupled receptor activity; olfactory receptor activity. Gene Ontology annotation, biological process: G protein-coupled receptor signaling pathway. Lineage: Eukaryota; Metazoa; Chordata; Mammalia; Artiodactyla; Cervidae. The record is from RefSeq and is a predicted model, not a curated record.